Molecule: messenger RNA, 462 nt
Organism: Exserohilum turcica Et28A
Lineage: Eukaryota; Fungi; Ascomycota; Dothideomycetes; Pleosporales; Pleosporaceae
Exons: 1
Coding region: 1-462 (153 amino acids)
Source: RefSeq, a predicted model, not a curated record
AUGUCUGGAUACGGAUACGAGGGCGGGUACAACAACCAGGGAGGAGGCGGCUACCAGCAAGGCGGCGGUGGUUACGGCCAACAACAGCAAGGAUAUGGACAGCAAGGAUACAAUGGUAGUGGUGAAGGAUAUCAGCAACCCCAUCACCAGCAGCAGCAGCAGCCGCCGUACCAAGGCGGUGGUGCAGCCAGCCAGUACUAUGGCGGUGGUCAAGGGGGCGGUCCUCCUCAAGGCUACCCUCCCCAAGGCGGCCAUGACUCUGCUCCCCCCCAGUACCAACAAUAUCCCUCUACCGCCACGCACUCGUCCAACUCGGGUGGAGAGGGGAGGGGCAGUGCAGGCGCAGACACUGGGGCGCUAUCGUGGUCCAAUGGCGGGCAGGCGCUAGAGCGUCGCCGCGCCACGGAACACACGGCCACACUGCGGCGCAAAGGUACUGGGUACGCCGGGCUGGGCGACUAA